Pseudophryne corroboree (corroboree frog) is the source of this 4139-nucleotide messenger RNA. RefSeq names its product transmembrane protein 168 (gene TMEM168). The coding region runs from base 264 to 2363 and encodes 699 amino acids. NCBI's taxonomy places the organism in Eukaryota, Metazoa, Chordata, Amphibia, Anura, Myobatrachidae. The transcript has 5 exons. The record is from RefSeq and is a predicted model, not a curated record.
CGUCUGCUUUUUGUCCCUUCCUGUGCCCCUUAGUCACUGACACAGCCUGAACAUGGCGGCGUUUGCGGAAACAGGGAAACUUUAAUGGCUGUGCCGAGAUACUAGCUGUGACUUCGCCCAGCCGCCCGCCGGGACAGCGCCGAGUACGUGAGUGGCGCCUUAUGCUGGUUGCUGAAAUGAUAUGAAUAUAAAGCAAAUAUCAACAUAUUGGCCUUUCUGUAUGAACACCCGAACCUUUGGGUACCGUGAUAAAAACACUUCCCAUGUGUAGGUCACUUCGUUACUGUGUUAGUCACUGUCUGUAUGCAGCGAUGACCCGACUGGAAGAGGCAAAUGGAGAGGUCAACAUGCACUCAUCAGUCAGAUACCUGGGCUACUUAGCCAGGAUAAGUUUACUAGUGGCCAUAUGCAUGGGCCUGUAUGUGAGGUGGGAACAGACAGCGGACACAUUGAUAUUAGUAAUAUUUAUACUGGGCCUUUUCAUACUUGGAAUUGCCAGCAUUCUCUAUUACUAUUUUUCAAUGGAAGCAGCCAGCUUAAGCCUUUCUAAUCUUUGGUUUGGAUUUCUUCUGGGUCUCCUUUGUUUUAUUGACAAUUCAACAUUCAAGCACGAUGCAAAAGAAGAAGCUACAAAGUACUUGCUUAUCUCCUCCAUAAGCAUAAGAACAAUGUGUGCCCUAGUGGAGAGGAUAUGUGGGUAUGUCCGGCAUCGUCCCACACUGCUCACUACGUCUGAAUUUCUGGAACUGGUUGGAUUUGCAAUUGCUAGUACCAUCAUGCUGGUCCAAAAGUCCAUUAGCAUCAUCUUACUUGUCACUGCACUCGCUUUGAUCAUUAUCGAUCUGAGAAUGAAAUCCUUCCUGGCGAUUCCAAACUUAGGAAUUUUUGCAGUCUUGACACCUGUGUUGUUUUUCCCAUCUCUGCAUAUUCCAGUCAAUCCCUAUGCAUUGUCUUGCUUUUUCUGUUGCAUCAUCAGCGAACCACUUCUUGAUGUCUACUUCAGUGGUCUGUCUGUCACAGAACGAUGGAAACCAUAUAUUUAUCGUGGCAGAAUUUGCAGACGGUUUUCUGUCAUUUCUGUUGGGUUGAUUGAGCUAAUUUUUUUCGUUUUGGCAGCCUUUAAGCUAAGUGAUUUACAGCUUUGGUAUUUUGUCAUUCCUGGCUUUUCCAUCUUUGGCAUUUUCUGGCUAAUAUGCCAUAUCAUUUUUUUAAUCACUCUUUGGGGUCUCCAUACUAAGUUGAAUGAAUGCCAUAAAGUGUAUUACACACACAGGUCAGAUAACAGCCUGGACAGAGUCAUGGCCUCAAAGGGAAUGCGCCAUUUCUGCCUAAUUUCAGAGCGUUUGGUGUUCUUCAGUCUUCUGGCAACAGCAAUUCUUGGUGCUGUUUCGUGGCAGCCAUCCAAUGGAAUCUUUAUGAGCCUGUUUCUGAUUGUAUUACCACUUGAGUCAAUGGCACAUGGGUUAUUCCAUGAGCUUGGCAACUGUUUAGGAGGAACCUGUGUUGGAUAUGCAGUUGUAAUCCCAACUAAUUUUUGCAGCCCAAGUGGUCAGCCCAUGCUGCUUCCACCGGAACACGUGCAGGAAUUGAACAUGCGCUCAACAGGAAUGCUAAAUGCUAUCCAGAGAUUCUUUGCUUCCCACAUGAUAGAGACAUAUGGUUGUGAUUACUCUACAAGUGGACUUACAUUUGACAACCUGCACUCAAAACUAAAGUCUUUUUUGGAGCUUAGAACAUCCGAUGGGCCCAGGCAUGAUACCUACGUAAUCUACUACAGCGGACACUCCCACAGUACUGGAGAAUGGGCUUUAGCAGGUGGUGAGACAUUACGAUUUGACACUCUCCUGGAGUGGUGGAGGGAGAAAAACACUGCUUACUGCUCCCGCCUUAUUAUUGUGUUGGAUACAGACAGCUCGUUGCCCUGGGUUAAGGACGUCAGAAAAGUCAAUGAUCAAUAUAUUGCUAUUCAAGGAGCAGAAAUGGCACGGGUGGUAGAUAUUGAAGAAGCUGAUCCACCGCAGCUGGGUGAUUUUACUAAAGAGUGGGUGGAGUACAACUGCAACCCUGAGCACAACAUAAACUGGUCCGAGAAGGGGCGCACUAUUAAAGCAUCAUAUGGAGUGUCAAAGCACUGGAGUGACUACACCUUGCAUUUGCCCACAGGAAAUGACGUGACCAAGCACUGGAUGAUUUAUUUUCCCCGCAUUACAUACCCACUCGUUCAUCUAGCUAACUGGUGUGGAGCACUGAACAUUUUCUGGAUUUGUAAAGUGUGUUAUAAGUGUUUGAAAAGGUUAAAAAUGAAUUGGUUUCUUCCAGCAGUUCUUGAUACAGGACAAGGCUUUAAACUGGUUAGAUCCUAAUUACCAUCCAAAAUGAGGUACCGUUUCAUUAUCUUUAUUUUUAUUAUUAUUAUUAUUCAAAGUAUACUUAAAGUUAUUUCUAUCUAUAUGUAAAUAAAUAUAUAGAGAGAGACAGAGAUUUUUGUUAGCCUGUUUGUUGGAAGAAAUCAUGCUGAUUCAGCAGUGCACUGCUUUGUUACAUUGUGUCUGUAAAGAAAUGUAACUGUCUUCUCCAUUGCAGCAUUUGUAUAAGUGAACGUUGUUACUGAGAUGUGUGUAUGUCUGUUCUUACAAGUAUUCAAUAUACAAUUUAUACAUGUGUGCUUGGGAGAAUGAAUCAUCUACCAAGCCAAGUUCAUUCAAUAGGAAUUAGUGUCUUGUAACUUUCAUUCAGAAAGUAUUGAAAUUGUAUGUACAGGUUGAGUAUCCCUUAUCCAAAGUACCCUUAUUCGCAGAAUGUAAGCAAUAAUUUCCAAAGACUGGUGCUCUUCAGUGACAUUUACAGGAUGUUUUCCUGUUCUGCAGUACAUACAUCUGUUUCACAUGGAAAAAUAUAUUUCCCAAAAAGCGCACAUGCCAAUGUCAGCUCGGUCAAGUUCUUUGCCUUGGUAUGCAGUAAUUCUGAGUAUUACUUGUAGCUUUCACAUUUAGGCUACACAGACACUGGAGCUUAAACCACACCUGGGCUCUACCACCCCUUUAUCCUGACAUUGUACUUAAACAGAGCUUACAUAUGGGUCACAGAUGCCGCACAGAGAUUCCAUGCACAUAGAGAAAUGUCAAAUUAGCAGAUGAAAAAUACAUGCAAACCCAUUCUUACUCCUGUGUUCCUUCUAUGGUCCAUGAGUUCAGACUCUCAUGGGGACAUUUACUGUCCUGCGAAUUGCAUUGCAUUGCAUCGUUGAAGUCCAGACGAGUCAGCACAGUGUUUUUAAAUGAUUGCCACUUUAAAACAUUUGGCAAUCAUUUAAAAGGCAAAACCAGGUUGGUUUUGCCUUUUAAAUGAUUGCCACUUUAAAACAUUUGGCAGACUCUCUGAGAUCUCAGCAAUGCCUGCAAGUCGCAGGCUAGUACAUUUACCCCUAGGUUUUGCUUAUGUAUCAUUAUAUGCUCUCUUUCUAAAUUUUCAACCGGGAGGAGCUCAGAUAAGUAGCACACACCGAUUUGUAAUCCUGAAAUAUAGAGGUUGCUUAAAAUGUCCAGUCAUUUUCAUUUCAAACCUUUCAUGCUUGCACUUGUGUUUGUUACCAAGCCAAUUUCACCUGGUAUGUAUUUUGCAAUGAAUGUACAAGUUCAUAUACAAAUGUUCGAGUUUCCUUUGGGCAUCUAUUGCUAAAGUGGGAUGGAAGUUUGUAUUUUUGUUUUAGUUCAUAUAAGUACAUGUUUACGCCAAAUAUAUUCUCUGACACCGUUCCGUUUAAUUGUGUUCUUAUAAGUGUUUCUCAUUUGUAACACUAUGAUCCCUCCCUGUUAGACAUCAGCUAGGAACAUGAAAUGCAUCGGAAAGAUCUCAGGGAAUUCAGUAUUUAAAUAUGCAGAUUUUAUUAGCGCUGACAAUUUUUGUAUUCAUUAUUUACAAAAUAUUUGUAUCAAAUCUAUGCAACAUUCAAUUGUAAUUGUAAAUACUUUUCUUUUCUUUACAAAUAUAUAUAUAUCCGGGCCUCUUACUCCAGUGUAAUACAUUGGUAGCUGCUUGUUUUGUUUGCAGUUUUUAUAUACAUAAAACUCCUGUUCAAAUAAGUUUGGUUUUAAAUACUCAGAUGUAUUUAAUAAAGGCUACAUUUGUGUAAUGGUAAA